Molecule: messenger RNA, 1395 nt
Organism: Aspergillus melleus
Lineage: Eukaryota; Fungi; Ascomycota; Eurotiomycetes; Eurotiales; Aspergillaceae
Product: cytochrome P450
Exons: 2
Coding region: 1-1395 (464 amino acids)
Molecular function (GO): monooxygenase activity; oxidoreductase activity, acting on paired donors, with incorporation or reduction of molecular oxygen; iron ion binding
Source: RefSeq, a predicted model, not a curated record
AUGCGCUGGCCUUGGGGAGCUGAACGGAUUGUUCGGAUACUGCGAUUUCGCGGAGAUAUCCUGGACGGUCUGGUCUCGCCCAGCUUUUACCGCACCGGGGCAUGGACCAUCCGGGCCACGAUCCCCCUAGUACUCCAGCCGUUGAUGCUGGUGGCCGAGCCCGCGAAUGUCAAGGCAGUGCUUUCAACCAGCUUCGCCGACUGGGGAGUCGGACCUCGCCGGCUGAAGCAAUUUGGACCCUUUCUGGGGCUGGGAAUCUUCACAGCCGACGGUCAUUCAUGGUCGUCUGCGCGCGGGAUCCUACGGCCUGUCUUCUCGCGCCACCAGGUGUCCGAUCUCGAAUUCACCAGCCGCCAUGUCGACCGGCUGCUGGACUGCCUUGGCGGCAGCGAAGACGCGACGCCAGCUGAAGCUUGGACGGAGUGGGUAGAUGCGAUGCCCCUGAUCUACCGGUUCACUAUGGACGCGGCUACUGAGUUCCUCUUUGGAGAGAGCGUUGAUAGCCAGCUUCGACCCGGCAGCGCAUCGGAUCGUCGCAAUGCCUUUGAACAGGCGUUUGAGGCCUCGUCUCUAGGCGUCGGUGACCGCAUGCGUCUAGGUUCCUUCUACUGGAUCCUAAACCACGCGGGAUUCCGUCGUGCCUGUCAACUCUGCCGCACCUAUGUGACCGGCUUCGUGGACCGUACUCUUGGCCUGCCCUAUGAGAAGGAGAAGAAGUCUCAGCGCGGGCUCUUCCUGCGUCAGCUAUCCGAGUUAACGCAGGACCGCGUGCUCAUUCGCGACCAGCUACUCCAACUGCUUUUCGCUGGCCGCGACACCACAGCCACGCUAAUUUCAUUUGCUCUGCUAUCUCUGGCUCGCGAUCCCGCUGCCUGGUCCAAGCUGCGCGCCGAAGUCCUCGCCCACUCCGCCAACUCCCUAUCAUUUGAGUCUCUGAAGUCUUGUUCUUACCUGCAGGCAGUUCUUUCGGAAACGCUGCGUCUCUAUCCGCCCAUCCCCAUCAACACACGCCAGGCCUUGCGCGACACCGUUUUGCCCGUCGGUGGUGGCCCGCACGGCGACCAUCCCGUGGCCGUUCCCAAGGGCACAACACUCACGUAUAGUGUCUACGUGAUGCAUCGGCGCACCGAUAUCUGGGGCGAGAACGCAGCCGAGUGGUGCCCGGACAGAUGGCAGGGACUGAAGGGCGGAUUUCACUACCUGCCCUUCAACGCAGGCCCACGACAUUGUCCUGGCCAGCAAUUUGCUCUCACGGAAGCAGCAUAUACCCUAGCGCGUCUAGCCAAGUCCUUUGACAGAAUCGAGUGUCCUGAUCCGACGCAGCCGAUCCAGAAGACACUCGGCAUCACGGUGCAACCAACCCAAGGGGUCAAAGUGAGAUUCCGCAGAGCGUAA